AUGAGAAAGGAGACAGACACAGACAGACAGUCAGCGAGAGACAGGCAGCGACUACGAAAGACCACCAAUCUGGGAAAUCAGGAAAAGCAAUCAUCGCAUCAGUUUUUACAUCUUUGCCGGCUUUUAAGGAAAGUUAACGAACUCCCCGAAAGAGCAGCACCGAGCCCGAUUGAAAAGCCUUUCUCGCGUCUCCGGGGCAGCGGCGCCGAGGAGGCCGCCGGACUGUGCGCGGCAGGAGCAGGUGUCGCCGCCAGUCCCCAGCUGCUGAGUUGGCGGAGCUGCCGCCCCUGCUUCCCCGCCGCGGGCCGGGAACCCCAGAGUUGUACGGAGACAACUCCGGGGGGCUGCGAAGCCGCUACCCCGGAGACCUGGAGGCUGAGGCCGCUCCAGCCGGCCCUCGGCGCCAGCAAUCGGGACCGGGAAAGAAGAGGACAGACAGUUCGGCCGGGCUGGAGGACACGAGGGUCACCAGCAGUCGGUCGGGACGGCUUCGACAUCCCUUCCCCCCCCCCCCCUUCGCCGGCGGCGCCUCCCGCCGAGACUGGGAACGAACUUCCAGCUAGCCCCAGCCGGGCUCGUCGCGACCCCGCGGCCGGACUCCGGACCGCAGAGCUCGUCCCCACGGCCCGCACGCCGGGCGCCUGGCCCGACCCCUCCUCGGAACGCAGCCCGGGCCCCGCGGCUCGACCAAGCAGCCAGGCCGCGGCCCCGCGCCCCUUCCCGCCUCACCUGAGCGCCCCGGCCGCUCCGUCCCGCGCGACCGCCCCGCGCGCCCCGUCGGGGCACGCUCCGACUCCGGCAGGCACUCUCCCGGCCCGCGGGGACUCGGGAAACGAGGGCUGCCGCCGCCUCCUCCGCCUCGGCACCAGCCCCGGCCCGGAGCCGAGGGUCACAGUCGGAGCCCCCCGCUGA
This is a messenger RNA of Perognathus longimembris pacificus (Pacific pocket mouse), 912 nucleotides long. RefSeq names its product skin secretory protein xP2-like. The transcript is spliced from 2 exons. The record is from RefSeq and is a predicted model, not a curated record. NCBI's taxonomy places the organism in Eukaryota, Metazoa, Chordata, Mammalia, Rodentia, Heteromyidae. The coding region runs from base 1 to 912 and encodes 303 amino acids.